UUUAAACAAAGUAGAAAGUUUCUACAACAAACAAACAAAACACAAAACAUUUCCCCCUUUGCUCAAAAUGGGCAAACACGAGAAACCAGAAAAACAUCAAAACAUAUUUUUAAAACAUCAAAACAAACAUCCAUUUUUAAUACUACAAAAACAUCCAGAAAAACAACAACAACAUUUGGAAAAACAACAAAAACAUCCAGAAAAACAACAAAAACAUCUAGAAGAACAACAAAAACAUCCAGAAAAACAACAACAACAUUUGGAAAAACAACAAAAACAUCCAGAAAAACAACAACAACAUUUGGAAAAACAACAAAAACAUCCAGAUAAACAAAAACAUUUGGAAAAACAACAAAAACAUCCAGAAAAACAACAAAAACAUCUAGAAAAACAACAAAAACAUUUGGAAAAACAACAAAAACAUCCAGAAAAACAACAAAAACAUCCAGAAAAACAACAAAAACAUUUGGAAAAACAACAAGACAAACAUCCUCCAAAACAACAACAACAAAACAAACAUCCUCUAAAACAACAAAAACAAAACAACACACAAAAACAACAACAAAACAAACAUCCUCCAAAACAACAACAAAAACACCCCCAAACUUAUUAUAGAUGUUAUUCAAAAAGUGCUAAUAAUCUUCCUUUAAUUAAUUUUACAAGUAAAAUAUAUUUACUAGCUACCCUAUUUUUGGGAACCUUUUCUUGUAAUUGCAAACAAGAAUUAAUUUCACAAUCAGUUACAAAUAUCCCAGCCCCAUCCCCAGCAGAAUCUUAUCAAUUAGAUUUAAUGCCUUCUGAGGGUGUUAGUAAAAGUCUUACAUUUAUGGAUUUAAUGAAACAAAGAAGAUAUGGGAAUAAUAUUGAACAAUGCCCUUGUAUUAUUUUACCUGGAUCAAAUAAAUGUGUGGUAUAUGAUUCGAGAUAUCAAGCAGCGUUGAUAGAGUAA
Molecule: messenger RNA, 949 nt
Organism: Meloidogyne enterolobii
Lineage: Eukaryota; Metazoa; Nematoda; Chromadorea; Rhabditida; Meloidogynidae
Source: the annotation of a GenBank genome assembly